Molecule: messenger RNA, 556 nt
Organism: Ochotona princeps (American pika)
Lineage: Eukaryota; Metazoa; Chordata; Mammalia; Lagomorpha; Ochotonidae
Exons: 1
Coding region: 83-556 (157 amino acids)
Source: RefSeq, a predicted model, not a curated record
CCCCUACCCUGGGGCUCUAAUCCCUUUCCAAGCCCCUGGAGCUGCCCACGCAUCCCCUGGCACCCCGUCAGGCGAUCCUAGUAUGGAGGAACACCUGGCUGUCAUGUACGAGAGACUGAGGCAGGAGCUGCCAAACCUCUUCCUUCACUCCCACGACUAUAAUCUCUAUUCGUCAGAUGUGGAAUUCAUCAAUGAGAUUCUGAAUAUUCGUACCAAGGGACGGACCUUAUACAUUCUGUCACUGACCCUCUGUUGCUUCCUGGCUUGGAACUAUUUUGCACAGCUUCGGUUGGAGGUUCUACAGUUGACUCGCCACCCAGAGAACUGGACCCUGCAAGCUCGCUGGCGGCUUGUAGGGCUGCCUAUCCACAUGCUCUUCCUGCGUUUCUACAAGCGUGACAAAGAGGAGCUUUACCGGACCUACGAUGCCUAUUCUACCUUCUACCUGAAUUCCAAUGGCCUCAUUUGUCGCCAUCACCUCGACAAACUGAUGCCUUCACACGCACCUCCUGCACCUGUGAAGAAGCUGCUAAUGGUAGGGGCUCAAAUUCAGUAG